Molecule: messenger RNA, 1638 nt
Organism: Lingula anatina
Lineage: Eukaryota; Metazoa; Brachiopoda; Lingulata; Lingulida; Lingulidae
Product: medium-chain acyl-CoA ligase ACSF2, mitochondrial
Source: RefSeq, a predicted model, not a curated record
AUGCCGCGCAGAAGCUAUCGCCAUGGGCCUCAAACCUCCAUUUAUCCAUACUCGACCCUUUCGGAGGUUUUUGACGCAACUGCAAAACGAUUACCAAACAAAACCGCAGUGAUUGUUUACCAGAGUCGAGCUGAAAGAGAAUGUUGGACAUUUUCAGAGCUUCAAAUAAAAUCCAUUGCCUUGGCGUCGGCACUGCAUCAACGAGGCUACAAGCGUGGUGACCGCGUGGCCAUAUUUGCUCCCAACUGCUCUGAAUACUUACCAGUUGUGAUAGCGCUGAGUCGCAUUGGGUGCAAUGCUUUCCUUUUCAGCAACUUAAACAGCCUUGUUGGCGACGUUGAGCAGUACGCCUGCCGCGCUUUGGUCAUGUACGUCGGAACCAUCAAAGAAAGAAAGGCAUGCGAAGAAAUAGCCAAGACGACAACGCAAAUUAUCACCUUCGGUCCAAACUCUGUCGGCAUUGCCGGGUCUUCUGUUUGCCUGAGUACACUGGUUGAAGAAGGACAUGCUCUAGGUUACUAUCAGCUGCCAGCCGCGGAAAACUUCACCCCGGAUGAUCCGCUCUUUGUCUUCUUGACGUCUGGCUCCACAGGAAAACCAAAAUGUGUACAGUACACACACAGUUCGUUUCUUCGUUUCUCCUCUUUCAGCAAAACGAUGGCAGUUACAGAAGGCAGUUGUUUCUUCAACGACCGGCCAAUGACGUGGAUCGGCGGGAUGAACACUCUGCUCACGAUAGCUGUUUUUGGAGCAACGUCAAUAACCAUGAAUACGGCUUUAGUCGUUUCUGAAAGAGAUGUCGACUGUGUUAUGGGUAUAUUAAAGACGGAGCGAUGCACUCACGCAGUAAUGAUGCACUAUUUCAUGGUUGAUCUACUCGCCCGAGACGACCCUUCGCUGCUCGACGUACCUAGUCUUCAGUAUAUACUCACAGGUGGGCAAAUACUGGACAUGAACGUCGCAAAAGAUAUCAUGCUACUUUUUCCUCACGCGAAGCACAUGAUUAAUGGCUAUGGUUCAACUGAAGUUGGCGUGGCCUCCAUAAGACAGUUCACAGGCAAACCGUGCUCAGAAUACAUGGUAAUCAGUGAAGGUGUUGAAAUAAAGCUGAUUGAUGAAAAUGGUCUAGAUGUCCCUCCUGACACAGAAGGAGAGCUAUGCAUCCGCUCUCCUUGGAUCUUACCCAAAUGCUAUGUAGAUAACGAAGAAGCAUCACGAAAAGCAUAUGACGGUACAGGUUGGUUCCACACUUCAGACAUCGCAAUGAUGAAUGCUGAUGGAGAAAUCAAAAUCUGCGGCCGUAAGGACGACAUGAUAAAACGUGCGACUAUCAAGGUUUUCCCUGCAGAAGUUGAGAAUGUUAUCUCAGAGCAUCCUGCUGUUAAACAGGUUGUCGUUGUGGGUGUACCGGAUGCUAGGCUUGGAGAAGAGCUCUGCGCAUGUGUUGUUUUGAACGAAGGGUGUGAAGCAAAAGGCCUGCAAGAAUGGUGUAAGGAUCACUUUUCGGUGGGCCCUGACGGGAUGUCACUGGCACCAAAGUACUUCGUUGUAUGCACGGAUUUCGCAACUACAGUCACUGGAAAAACGGACAGAAAAUCAGUGAGGCAAUUGGCAAUGAAGAAGCUUAACAUGCAGUGA